AUGGAGCGGUCCGAGGCCCACGGCUUCGCCGCCGCCAUGAGCGGCGCCUUCCUGCUGUCGUGCCUGCUCUUCGCGGCGAUCAACCGCCACCAGCGCGGGCCCUACAUGGACGAGGCCUUCCACGUCCCCCAGGCGCAGGCCUACUGCCACGGCCGCUUCCUCCAGUGGGAUCCCAUGAUCACCACGCUGCCGGGCUUGUACCUGGUCUCAGUGGGAGCAGUGAAGCCCGCGGCGUGGCUCUUCGGGUGGACGGGAAGCGUGGUGUGCUCUGCGGGAAUGCUCAGGUUUAUUAACCUCCUUUUCAGUGCUGGGAACUUCUAUUUACUGUAUUUACUUCUGUUCAAGAUCCAUCAAAAGAAUAAGGCUGUGUCUGGUUUCCAGAGAAUCUUGUCUACAUUAACUCUUGCAAUGUUUCCCACCCUUUAUUUUUUUACAUUCCUUUAUUACACGGACCCAGGUUCAGUAUUUUUUACUCUCUUUGCCUAUUUAAUGUGCCUUUAUGGUAACCAUAAAACUUCAGCUCUCCUUGGAUUUUGUGGCUUCAUGUUUCGUCAGACGAAUAUUGUGUGGACAGUUUUUUGUGCUGGAAAUAUUGUUGCAGAGAAGCUAAAUGAAGCCUGGAAGACAGAGUUACAGAAAAAGAAAGAUGAAAAGAUUUCUUCCAGGAAAGGAUCAUUUUCAGAUUUGAUCAGAAUAUUGCAGUUUCUUAUUGAAUACCUCAUAACGCCUAAAAACCUAGUUAUACUUACUGCUUUAACUUGGCCAUACAUCAUAUUAGUAACUGUGUUCUUCGUUUUUGUCUUCAUCAAUGGUGGAAUAGUUGUUGGUGACAGAAGUAGCCACGAAGCCUGUUUGCACUUUCCUCAGCUGUUCUAUUUUCUGUCCUUCACUGUCUUUUUUUCAUUCCCUCAUUUAUUGACCCCUACUAAAAUCAGGAAAUUCCUUCUGUCAUUACGAAAGCACCCUGUGCAGUACAGCUUAAUUGCCGUUAUCUCUUUAUUCCUGAUCUGGAAAUUUACUUAUGUUCAUAAGUAUUUACUAGCGGAUAACAGACACUAUACAUUCUAUGUUUGGAGAAAAGUCUUCCAAAGACACGAUCUUGUAAAAUAUGUAUUGGUUCCAGUCUAUAUAUUUGCUGGCUGGAGUUUUGCUGAUACACUAAAAUCAAAAUCGAUAUUCUGGAUCUUAAUGUAUUUUGUAUGUUUAUUAGCAGUCACGGUUCCUCAAAAAUUGCUAGAAUUUCGUUACUUUAUUUUGCCAUUCUUAAUAUAUAGGCUCAAUAUUCCAUUUCCAUCUCUAUAUAGACAACUUCUGGAGCUGGCUUUUUAUAUUGUUGUGAAUGCAGUAACUUUUUAUCUUUUUCUAAACAGAACAUUCCAAUGGCCAAAUAGUGAUGAAAUCCAGAGGUUUAUGUGGUGACUUUUUUUUUUUUUUUGAUAACUUUCAUACCCUUAGGAGAACCCGGUUCUGUUUCAGGACUGUGGACUCUGGAAUGAAGCAGUAUGUUUUGCAUUAUGUAAGGACUUUUUUCCCCAUUUGGAAUUGGGGAAGUAACCCGUUUGUUUAUUUCUUGGAACUGAAUGUGAGAUCUGAUUUGUUGUAAUGUAAAGAUAUUCCAUAUAUUGAAUUUAUAAGCUCCUGGAAUUAACAAAUUCAAUAUGAAGGGAAAUUUGUGAACAACUUUCUGUAUGUGAAACGAGGGAGAUGUUUACAGUCAUUUUUCAUUAUAAUAAAAUAUUACAUAAUAUGCCCUUGAAGAUAUGACA
Molecule: messenger RNA, 1766 nt
Organism: Aptenodytes forsteri (emperor penguin)
Lineage: Eukaryota; Metazoa; Chordata; Aves; Sphenisciformes; Spheniscidae
Product: putative Dol-P-Glc:Glc(2)Man(9)GlcNAc(2)-PP-Dol alpha-1,2-glucosyltransferase
Exons: 3
Coding region: 1-1419 (472 amino acids)
Biological process (GO): protein N-linked glycosylation; dolichol-linked oligosaccharide biosynthetic process
Cellular component (GO): endoplasmic reticulum
Molecular function (GO): dolichyl pyrophosphate Glc2Man9GlcNAc2 alpha-1,2-glucosyltransferase activity
Source: RefSeq, a predicted model, not a curated record